AUGUCUUUUUCAGUUGCUGGCAAACAAUCAGGACCCAUUGGGUUUGGAAUGAUGGGUCUUAACCGUCCACCAGUAAUGCCAUACGAUGAAGCGUCUAAAGUUAUGAAAACGGCUUUGGACAACGGUGCAAACUUCUGGAGCGCCGCUCAAUACUAUGGAACGCCAACAGCAAACUCUCUGCAUCUGCUUAACCAUUAUUUCACGAUAUAUCCCGAAGACAGCAAGAAAGUCAUUCUCAGUAUCAAAGGUGCCUUUAGCAGGGCAGGUCCAGAUAAUAGCCCGGAGAGCAUUCGAAACAGCGUUGAUAAUUGCCUGGAAGUCCUGGACGGCAAAGCCUUCCUUGACAUUUUCUCGCCGGGGCGCAUUGAUCCACAAGUCCCAAUUGAAGAAACUGUGCGUGCUCUCGUGGAAUAUAUAAAGGCAGGUAAGAUAGGUGGUUACGGACUCAGCGAGUGCAGUGCUGCCACAAUCCGACGCGCUCACUCCGUUCAUCCGAUAUCUGCCGUCGAAAUCGAGCUAUCGCUGUUUGCCACGGAUAUUCUGAGCAAUGGAGUUGCUCAGACAUGCUCAGAGCUAAAGAUCCCUAUAAUUGCAUAUUCUCCACUGUCUCGGGGGUUCCUGACGGGGCAGAUCAAGAAGCUCGAUGAUAUCCCCGAGAGUGAUACACGCCGCCUCUACCCACGCUUCCAGCCAGAGGUCUUUGACUUGAACAUCAAGCUAGUCGAACAAAUUGAGCAACUGGCGAAAAAGACUGGUUACACGAUGCCGCAGGUUGCAAUUGCAUGGGUCACGUCUCGGGCGACUGAAUGGAACACUCCUGUGAUACCCAUUCCAGGAUGCACCAGCGUUGCGCGUGCAGUGGAAAAUUCCACGCAGGUUUCUCUUAAAGAAAAAGAUUUGGAAGAACUCUCUCAGAUGGUAGCCAACAUGACUGUCAUUGGCAACCGUUAUCCAGAGAUGUUUCAAAAGUAUGUAUACCAAUGA
Messenger RNA from Trichoderma atroviride IMI 206040, 984 nucleotides. RefSeq lists its product as uncharacterized. The record is from RefSeq and is a predicted model, not a curated record. NCBI's taxonomy places the organism in Eukaryota, Fungi, Ascomycota, Sordariomycetes, Hypocreales, Hypocreaceae. Gene Ontology annotation, cellular component: cytoplasm.